CAUGAAGCACUUGCCGUACUUCUGCCGCGGGGAGGUGGUGAAGGGCUUCGGCAGGGGCUCCAAGGAGCUGGGCAUCCCCACAGCUAACUUUUCUGAGCAAGUAGUGGAAAGCUUUCCAUCUGAUAUGUCUACUGGUAUAUACUAUGGAUGGGCCUGUGUUGGAAAUGGAGAUGUGCAUAAAAUGGUUUUGAGCAUAGGAUGGAAUCCUUUCUAUAAGAAUAUUAAGAAAUCAGUGGAGGCCCACAUAAUCCAUACUUUCAAAGAAGACUUUUAUGGAGAAAUUCUUAGCAUAGUCAUUACAGGAUAUAUUCGACCAGAAAAAAACUUUGAUUCUUUAGAGGCACUUAUUUCAGCUAUUCAGGAAGACAUUGAAGAAGCAAAAAGACAACUAGAUUUACCAGAUCAACUUAAACUCAAAGRAGACAACUUCUUUCAUCUGCCAGAAUGCAAAAUAGUAAACAAUCACUAAACGCAGCUCUUCCUCAUAAUUUUUUUUUUUGUGGAGCUCUUUUCUUUGCACUGUGUAAUUGAGGUUGGAACUGAACACUAUAAAAAGAUACAAGAUGAUUCUAGCUUGCUUGCUUGUUCAGUUGAUCAUUAAACCAGUCACAUGAAAACGCAGAGGGGCUGGUUUAGGUCUUGUAGAUAAACUGUGAAUCCUAAGGUUUUCAGUUACUUAAUGAUUUUAGCACAUGCAGAACAUGACCAAAGUUUAUUGUGACCUCUUCUGCUCCCAUGGUGUGGAAAGUUAAAUACUUAAGUGACAAAUGUCUGUUACUAACAUACAAAAUAUUAUUCUAAACUCUUUAGUCAGUUUCAUUCUUGAAUCUGAAUUAUAGCUAGUAGUUUAGAAAAUUUUAAUGCUGAUUGAAUCAAAAAUUUACCUGUGGUGUAGUAAAUCAAUUGUUAYGCAACAAUAACAAGUAUAAUUCGCUGUAGUUGUUAUUUUUGAUAUACUAUACAGCCAUUGUGGUGGAAGCUAGCGUUUUAACUGAAAUUAUUUAUUGUGAGUUUGUUUAAACUAGAGCUAAUCACUGUUACUCAUUGAUUGAGUUACUGGAAAAUCAGAGAUCCACUUCUGUCUAGUUGAUUGCAUGUAUGACAGUGUAGGAGCUGCUUACUUCUGAGGAAGUGCUUUACUAAGCAAAUGACAGAUUGAAAACUGAUGCACUGUGAAGGUUCAGGCUAAGGUGAUGCAGAACAGUAAACAAGACUUCUGCUCUUUGGGCCCUGAGGCACCAAAGGCAGGAUUGCAUAUAUCCUCAUCUCAUAGGUAUAUCUUAUGAGAGUUGAGGAUAACCUAUGGGCUGUUCACCAUACUGRCAAUAAAAUGACUGACUUCAACCUUGAAGUUGGAAUGUAAAAUGCAAGUGAAUUGCUCAUCUGUUGUAGUGAUGUUAACAACAGUGGUUUCUAUAUAAGCACUGGUUAGAAUAAAGAGCAUUUUGACCUCUGCAGCUAAGGUUUACAGGUCUAACUCUACAAAUUGCUGAGAGUUUUGUCCUGAUAGUUGCCUGGAUGUUUUCAACACACUUUUGUGUGUUUUGUUUUUCACUUCCUAGUAAGAGAAUAUUAGGAAGAGAAUUAACUUAGCUGCUGUAAAAAGUGCUGUCUUAAAAAAAAAAAAAAAAAAAAAAAAAAAAAAAGUGGUUUAAUGGACUUUUAAUAUAUUGGAAACUCUAUUCUAAAAGUCUGUAUUAUUAUAAGGGGAUAAAGGGACUUUUUCUUUUUACACCUUCCCAGUGAAAAGAGUGGGGAUAUUCUUGAGUUUGAAACUAUGUCAGAAUCUUAUGUUUUUAUAUUUAUGGAGUCAUAGAAGCAGUAGUCAGCAAAAUAUGUUAAGAACAUAUUUAAGGAAUAAAACUUGGUUUAUCAUAGCUAAACUGUCAUACACUUUUUAAAAAUUGUUCUUGCCAGUGAUUUCAUGUGUCUGUGGAAACCAUGGUGCCUUAAGCUGGUAUAUGAAUAAUACUUUUCUUCAGCUGCUAAUAAAUGAUGAUAUACAGAACUGAUUUGGGUUUGGAGCCAAAGUGCGGACCACAGAUAAUGGUGACAAAAGGAAAACUUGAAAAACUGCUAGUUUGUUCACAAAUCUCACCUGGAGUAUGAAUUAUGACUAGAGUGAAGUAACCUACUUUUAAGUUUGUCUUCAAGUUACAGAAAAUGUAUUUACAUUCAUUUGGC
Molecule: messenger RNA, 2184 nt
Organism: Nothoprocta perdicaria
Lineage: Eukaryota; Metazoa; Chordata; Aves; Tinamiformes; Tinamidae
Gene: RFK
Product: riboflavin kinase
Exons: 4
Coding region: 2-469 (155 amino acids)
Biological process (GO): riboflavin biosynthetic process; FMN biosynthetic process
Cellular component (GO): mitochondrion
Molecular function (GO): riboflavin kinase activity
Source: RefSeq, a predicted model, not a curated record